Messenger RNA from Bursaphelenchus okinawaensis, 9743 nucleotides. NCBI's taxonomy places the organism in Eukaryota, Metazoa, Nematoda, Chromadorea, Rhabditida, Aphelenchoididae. The record is from the annotation of a GenBank genome assembly.
AUGGAUUCAGAAGGUCCUUCAACAUCAAUUAAUAGUUCAGAUCAAACUGAGAUCUACAUUGACAAUUGUGUGGGAGCUUUGGCUGAGGUAAUCUACUAGAAUAUUGGUUUUCAAAGGGCUUUUGUUUAUAAAUGAGCAAUGUAAACAAUAUGUAAUUGAUAUAUUUGUAAAAUUUAAGUUUUGUUUUAGGUAUAUAAUGGAUAUUAAUUAAGUAUUAAAAAUAUUUUUGAAAAUAAAAAACGGCAAAGCUUAGCAUGGUGAACAUAAAGUAAUAUCUUGUUGUAGGUGCCUUCAACUUUUGAUUAUGGAACUCUUAAAGUUCGAUUAUGCUCCAUAAGUGUCUCAGGUAACUUUAUAUCAAUUGGAUCUGAAUGUGGAGCUUUGUUUUUGUAUAAUCGGAGACUAAAGAGAGCUUUGAAGCCGUAAGUUUAUAUUUUUAUAGAUUUUUGAUGUUUAGGUUAUGGAACUGGACUUUUUGAUGUUUCCAAAUAUGCUUUAUGACAUUUUGAACGUUUUAAAAGUACUAUCGAUAAUAUGGACUUUCAAAUUUAUGUUUUAUGACUAAAAGCAACGAUAACCUACCUAAAUUUCAAGCUUAAUGUUACUAUCUCUAUUUUACAGCUUGAGAACAACAUAUAACGAAGUAGUGACUGUUCAAAAGUGGUAUCAUCUUUAUGAGGACGAAUUCUUGGCAGUGGGACAUCGAUCAGGCAGUUUGAUCGUGCUGUCUUUACCUUCUUCUACCAAAAGUGUGAGUAAUAUAAGCUUUGACCUAUUUUUUGAAUGUAUAUUUUAAAUUUAGGUAAUAAACAUUUUUAAUAAGCGUUUUUACAGUUAAAACAAACUAUUCAAAAUGAUCUUCAUAAACAUUGCGCUGUUACUGCAUUGGAAUGGAGUAAAAAUGGCAAAUACUUGUUUUCAUCUGAUGCUUCUGGUCUUGUUAUGGCUUUAACUGUUGAUUUUAGUAAUGUAAGUUGGUUUUUGUUGUUUUGACGUUUAGAUACAGAGGAAGCUAUUUGAAGUUAGCAAUUAGAUGGUAUUAGCGUUUAAGGGUUUUGAGAGCAAAAACUCAUAUUAUCAUUGGUUAAAACUGGGUGUUUAUGUUGGUUUUUUUGGUCAUAAAUGUUGGAAAGCUUUAUGUAGAGAACAGUAAGGAUUGUGUAAAGGAAGCAGAGACUCUUGGGCACGUUUUAAGUGUAAACUUUGUUGCUCAAAAACAAUUUCAGGACCAAUUCACACCAAUAUUCAUUCAAAACAAUGGGAAUCCGUUGAGAAUGCUCGCCUUUGAGCCAGAUUACCUAAUAUCAGUAGAAAGCAAACAAUUUGGUAUACUACACUUUGAACAUGAUCAAAUUACACAUGUUCAUGAGCAAGAUGUGGGUCAGAAGGUGACGGGUAUUCAACUUUUCGAAAGUAUAUUAUCCAUGGUAUUGGCUGAUGGAAAAUUGAUUCGAUUUUCGACGAGUGAUCUGAAAAUGGAAAUAACUGUUGAUCUGGCUGACAUUACAGUAGAAUCUGAGUUGAUGCCUCAGGUUUUUGUUAGUGGAGAGAUACGGGAGGCUGCGUAGGUUUGCUUUUGGUUUAAAAAUGGGGUUUUCGGCUUAAAAUUUUAUGUUUUAGGCUUAAAUUGGGGGCGUUUUGACCUAAAUUUAGGUGAUAUGGGUUUGAAAGACCAUUGUUUAUAUUAAGAAUUAUACGUUUCAAGUUAAUUUGAAGACUUUAAGCCUAAAUUGACUUGUUUCAUACCAAAAUUAUAUUAUUUUAGGUAACAAAACCGCUUUUUUUCUUAUAAAAACUUGUUUUAGGCCGUGUACGUGGACGAAAAUGGACUGGAAAUUUGCUGUAUCACAAUUCUAUGCCAACUGCUAUCUUCUACAGUACUCUCAACAUAAAGUACAGGUAUUGGAUGUACAAAGGAUUGACACUCCAUUACAACUAUAUGUCAUAGACUUGAGGUCACAACUACCUAGCUUAAGGGACGUUGAGGUGGGUGAAAAUAUGUUUUUUGUUUCUUCUGAGGUUGUAGCCUUUGAUUUUUUAAAUUUUUAAAAAUUUUGAAAAAAAAAUUUUUUUUUUGCAAGUUUUAGAUAAUAUCCGUGGAUUUCGACCCAAAAUCAGAAGAAACCCUGGUUCUAACGUCUUCAAAACACAUCCUAAGGGUUGGAUUCGAGCCGGGUGACGCCCAUUUACUAGGCAAAACCUCGAAUUCAUCGAUGUUUUCAUCGAUAAGUUCGGUCGCUCAAUCCUCGUCGAGAAAAUGGUUUCAAAAGUUUACAAAACCCGAAGGAUUUCAAGAAAUUCAAGCUGGUCAUCUACCCAGUAUUCAAAGUCAUCUACCGCAGUCUCUCAGUGGAACUCUACAGAACUUUAUUAAUGUAGGUAAUGGCGGGGUGGGGGCAGUUGUUAAGGUAGGAGUAGUGGUAAGAGUAGGAGUAGAGGUAGGGCGAUUAGGGAGCAAGGGCAAAAGUAGGAUUCAGGGUAAUAUAAUAUUAAAGGUUAAGGUAGAAGGAAGGGUAGGGUAAAAACUGGGGAAUGAAAGGUGUGAUACUGUUUUUAAAAGCAAAAUUUGUGUAAUAUCAUUAAAAACAAUAUUUUUGAUCUAAAAUGACAAAUAAGCAUGCUCGUAUUUUACAAAAAACCUGAGAUAAACAGAAUGCCAAAGUUUUUAUUUUUGGCGGGAUUUUUAAAAUUUGAAUAUUUACUUGUACUUUUACCGAAAAUCGAUAAACUUUGCUAAUAUUUAGAGUUAAAAAAUACGUAAAAACGACAACAAACAGUGUUAUGAACGAAGGCUGAAGCAGAAUGCCAAACUUUUUUAUUUUUGGCGGGAUUUUGAAAAUUUGAAUUUCAAAAGAAAAAUAAUGAAAAUUUGAACUUUUUUUGAUAAGAAAAUAGAACUAAUGGUUCAAAAAUUUGAAAAAAAUUGUUUUUAGCAAAAUACAGAUGAUUUGAACUUUUGGCGGAAUUUUUGGAAGUUGAAUUUUUAAAUUGAGUUUUUGGUCGAAAAACCAAAAGUAGUGACAAAAUUUUUGAAAAAAUGAGAAAAUUGACUUAAUUUGUGGCAAAACAUACUACUUUAAAUUUUUUUGGAAGAAAAUAUUUUUUAGGUAACAAAGAGUCAUGGAUAAUAUAAAAUCAAAAUUAUUUGAAAAAAAUGUGAAAUGAGUAACAUAAAACAACAUUGUUUUAGAUAGACGAGCAAAAACAACGAUUCACAAACGUUUUGGAGAGUAUCGAACGAAUUGUCAGUCCGGACAAAGCGCCAGUUCAAACCGAAUUUGUAAGACCAUUUGAGGACGUAGGUCGAAUUUCGGAUUCAGAAGAAGUCACGGAAGAAAGCGAAUUUGAAUCAGAUCGAAAGGAUGAGAUUACGAGUAGAAAUGAUGGCAAAAGAAGCAUGGUGUUGGGUAAACAGAGUGAUAUUGAGGAUGGUACCCAAAGUAUUGCUGAUAGUCAGAGUGGUAGAGGUCUUGGAAGUGAUGGUAGGGAGGAUAAAGGUAGUGACAAAGAUGGUACAGCUAAUGGAGUAAUAAAUGGAGAUAUAGAAACAAAAAUGGAAGGAAAAGAAGUCAAAGAAGAGUGGAAAGAAGUCGAAGUUUUGAGCGAAAGUAGGUGUCUAAAGCUUUUUUGGGAUUUUUGAAGUAUACGUUUUAUCGUAUAACUUGUCUAUAUUUUUAAAAUGUUAAAAAUGAAUAAGAAAUUAUUUUUCUUAUUUGUUUUUUAUUAUUUUUUUAAAGUAUUAAUGCAAAAUGGCAUUUUUGAACUUUUUUUUAUUAACUUAUGUACGGCCGAAUUGCUAACUUAUGUACGGGCGAAUUUACAACUUAUGUACGGCCGGAUUGUCAACUUAUGUACGGCCGAAUUAUAAAAUUCGUGAUUUUUGUGCCAUUUCUUUUAGACUGUCUUUGAAAACAAUGUUUAUAUUAUUUUUUGGUACUAUUGGUACUAUAUUAAAUGAUUUUUUUAAAAAUUAAACAAUUUUUAAUAUUUUUAUUUUUUAAAAAUGUUGUUAUAGAAUCCGAGCAAGAACAAGGUGGAUUAGUGCCAGAAUUCAAACCAAUAGCCGUGGAGGAACCAAAAGUUGGAGUAGUAAGAAAGAUGAAGACAAAACCAAGGCCGAAACAUGAAAAACAAAUGGAAAAUGAGCGAAAAUUUGAAGAUUUUGACGAAAAAUUGACUGAAAAUGAGGUUUUCAACGAGAAUUUAGGCAAUAUCUUAGGAGGUACGUGGGGAUUUUUUGAGGAAAUGGUUGUAACAUAUUAAGAUGAUACUACUUUGUCAUAUUUUUAAUUUUUACUACGUUGUUUAAUUAAGUUAUGGCAAUUUUUUUUUAAAUUUUUGUCAAGAUUUUGGGGGUUAGGAAAGUUUUGUCUUUUUUUAUGGUUAAAGUUAAUGUAAAUUGACGACAAGACUUUUUUUUAUUUGUAGACUUACAUUUGGUAAGUUAUGGCAUUUUACAAAAAGUUUUAUGAAAAAAAAGUUUUGUCGUUUUUUACCUUUAAAUCAAUAUAAAUUGACGACAAGACUUUUUCGACCGCUUUAAAAGCGUUAUUUUUUGGUUUUAUAGUCUAAAAUGACACUCUUUUCAAUUUUAAAAACAUUCCGAACUAAAAUCAAUAAAUUUUUAGCCAUUUCAAAGUCAAAAGUCCUGUCAGAAGACGUAAAAGUGGUACCAUUACCUCAUUGGGUACCAACCGAUCAUGGUUAUGGAGACGAGAUUAUUGUAGAAGAGCCGGAAGUUACAGUAUCAUCAAUUUUGUCAGCUUAUGAAUCUGAUAAUGGAAUUAAAAUGAGCGAUUUUGGAGCAAAAAUGGCUGAAUGUGGGGCUAAAGCUGGUGUGUGCGAUGAAGAAAAUCAGGAUUCUGAAGCGGAGAACGAUGGGAAAGAAGGCUCUGAAGUAGAAAAGGAUGAAGAAGAGAAUUUUGAAGCUUCUACAUCAAGAUCAGGGGAUUCAGAAGACGAAGAAGGAAGAUAUAAUAAAAAGAAUGGCAGAAAAGAGACCAAAAACCAUGAAAAAUGGCUCAAAAACGACCGAGAACCUUCAGAAUCGACCGAAAAUUUGAAUCUUGAAGCGAAUUCAGUAGUCGAAUCUACAGAGUCUUCUAUUCCAGUUGUCGAUUUAGUGGCACGAUCGGAUUCAGUAGCCGAAUCCGACGUUACACUCAUAUCAAAUGUAUCAUCCUCAAUAUCAGUGGAAAUUCAACAGAAUCCCGAGUACUCUACAGUAUCACGGCUAGCGAAUCAACGUACUGACGUUUGGAAUCGUAUUAACUUACCCUACUCGGUGGGACAUUUCGAUGUAACAACGAAUUACAUUGUCAUAUGUGGCACGAAAAGCAGACAAAAACCCCAUUAUCGACUGGUCGAAACGAUGGAAAAUGCUAUGUUGGGUGGGGAUUGGACUCCGGUUGGCUAUAAGGCUGAUAUGGUGGCUGUUAAUGGUAGUUUAUUUAGAUUUUUUUGGAGGGGGGGAGGUUUGUAGGAAGCAGGUCGGAGGACAUGUUUGAUCGUAUAACUUGUCAAUUGAAACGAAAACUUGUAAAUUUACAACUUUUAAAUAGUAAAUUGUAUUUAAUGUCGGUUUAUACACUUUAUGAACUUUUUGACAUUAUAUAGGGCGCAGGUCGAGGGACAUGUUUUAUCGUAUAACGUGUCACAGAUUUUAAAAAUUAAUUUUUUUUGGUAAAUAUGGGAAUUUGAAUAUUAUUAAGCGUCAGAUAUCACGAUUUUUUGGAUUUUUUUGCUUUUUUUGGGCGUUUUUAUGUUUUUCGUAUAACAUGUCUCCAGCAAGCUGCGGAACUAAAAAUUGCUGAUUUUAAGGCAAAAUUGAUAAUUUAAUAACAUAAAAGGGGGAAAACAAUAGUAAAAUAGUAUUUUUAAAUUUUUUGCUUCAUGAUUUUUAAGAUAGCAUUAAAUUUUAGACUUUGGUACUCUUUUAUGGCGCAUUGAAAAAGGCGUGGCAUUAGCGCCAAUAAAGGUCGACUCCCUUUGCCCUCUGGCCAAACAUUGGUUGGAACAAGCGAACGAAGGCAAGAUUUACGACAUAGCACUAACCGAAAAAUCAGCAUGGUACUUGACCAGCAAAGGACCGUACGUUCAAAUGAACUUACCAGACAUGGGCAUACUGUAUCAUGCUGAAUGCCCUUUCGAGUUGGACCAAAUCACAGCGACCGAACAUGCUGUAUGGGGCUUGCGGAAGGGUACCGGAAGCUUGGUUGUACGCGUCGGGCUGAAACAUUGUCCUAUGGGCAUGGAUUGGGUGGAGGAUAGGUAAGUUAAUAUUGAAUUAUAUAUUGGGUUGUUCAAAUAAUUAUGAGCCUUGUUAUUUGAAUUUGUCUUACUUUGAGCGGGGUUCGACCAGUCGAUUGUUGCGUUUUUGAAAUUUUUGUGUUAGGUUGUUCAAAUAAUAAUGAGCCACUAAUUCUAAAUUGUGCUUUGAAAGGGGGCACAGAAUUAUUUGAACAACCAAAUAUUUUAAAUAUAAAAGCCUUUAUGUUUUAGUAGCUACACAUUCUCAGGCCCAUCCACCUUUGUCAGUAUCUAUUUAUACGAGAAAACCGCUUUCGGACUGGACUCGAAUGGAGAACUAUGGAUUUGCAAUGGUGUAGAUGAACACAAACCUUUUGGAGUGGGCAAGUGGUAUCAGGUAAGGUGGGGACGGGUAUAUUACCUUGUGUUAUUCACCUAAAAACGCAGUUUUCGAUCGAUGUUUUGGACAUUUUUGUUUAUACCUUGACGUAUUGCUAUUCCUUUGUGAUGGUUUUGUCAUUGAAUGAUAAAGUAAAGUCUUGUGAACGUUGCUACAAAGUUUCAGCCUUCUACCCCAUCUAAUUUCAGGUCUGCUCCCCAACGAACCUUAUGCUACCCAACCAAAAAAAGUCCUUCCUCCCCAUCUCACAAUGGCGCCUAAAGGUAGCGGCUUCAGGAGUCUUUAUAAGUGUUGGGAAAUACAUUCUCAGCUCACGACAACCAUUAACAGCGCACAUCUUCAACCGAGCCAUACCUACAAGACUUCAAAUCCACGAUGCCUUCCUCCUGAUAACGGCUUCGGGGUUCAGUGGCGAAAGCAAUGACUACAUAUACGUAGGCCAGCCGAAUUCCGACAUUUUUGCGUUCUCGGCUAGCCACAGAAACCUCACGUCCAUGCCAGGACUAGACCAAAGAGUGUAUGCUGGUUUGGGCCAGAGCGCCGCCUGCGGAACGGUUAUAGCGCUAACUGCGGCCAAAGAUCGGCUUUAUGCGUUGGAUUCGUGUGGAACGGUGAGUGUUAGAGAUGGAAUCAAUUCACAAUUAACUCCAAGAGGAACGGAAUGGGUCAAAUUGAAUGUUGUUGGAUUGGGUAAGGGCUUGGAGAGCAAGUUUUUGCUGUUUUUUCAUUUUUAAAGAAAGUUCUUGUCAUUUUUUGUUUUGUUAAGAAAGUUCUUGUCAUUUUUGGUUUUUUAAAGAAAGUUUUUGCUAAUUAUUCUACUAAAAAAGCUCUUUUUGUGUUCUGCAGCCUGCGGAUGACAAGUUAUACGAUGAAAAAUAUUUUUUGGUUUUGUAAAGAAACUCUUUGCCGUUUUUUAAAAAUUUUUAGGUUAUCUUAAGUUUUUGUUACCUAAAAUCAAAAAAAAAUAUAAUUUCAGGUCACCCAAUAAUGUCCUUCGCGGCCUCAUCCACCUCCUUGUGGGCCAUAACAUCGGAUGGUACCAUUUGGACCUCACCCCAAUCCUCAAAAGCCUCAUUUACCAAUUGGUCGAGAGUAACAGGACCAAAAAACGAAAACAUUGACCAUGUCUUCUGCUCACCAUCAGGCAAAUACGUUUGGAUAUUAUCCACCCUGCAAGGCGUGGCAUGGGCGCGGCUCGAAAAUGGUCAGAGGUCGGAGGAAAUGGCAACUUCUGAUAGUAAUCGGUCGAUUAUCAGUGGAUUCGACAGGAAUGGUGGUGAAUAUGGCAGGAGAAAGAGUGGGGAUAAUAGAGGGCGUGGUGAAGAUAAGAAUUGGCAUGGUGAAUACCAGGUUAGCCAUGGUGAAUAUAGCCAGUAUCAAGGUGAACACACGAGAGACGACUCAACAUGGACUAAAGCCUGUCCAGAUAUUAAGAUUGAAUCAUUGGCUAUAGCUGAUAAUGCCGUAUAUGCGAUUGAAAAUGGUACAAAUAAGCUGUUCCGCCUCAGGGCAUUAUCAGCCACCAAUCCAGCUGGACUGUAUUGGAAGUCGAUCCCAGCCACGCUAAGAGCAAUAUCAGUGGAUGGGUUUGAACAGAGGCUUUGGGGACUGGAUAUGAACAACUGCUUGGUCAAGCAUGAGGUAAGGAGGAAAAGGGGGGGGUGUGGUUUGGUGGGAUAGGGUGAGGGGAGGGGAUUAGGGUUUGUUGGGGUAAGGGCGGGGGUGGGGGAAAGGGUGAUCAGGGUUUUUAAAUAGAGGGGUGAGGGAUAGACAUGAGAAACGGGCCGGGCCUGAAAAAAUCAGCCGGGCCCGGCCCGUUUCCACGUAAAAAAAAUUUUAGGCCCGGGCCUACCACCGGUCCGGGCCGGCCCUGAGCAAAAUUUCGAUCGGGCCGGGCCUGAAUGUUAGCCGUUUCUCAUGUCUAGUGAGGGAGGUUUGAGGACGAUGGGAGGGGUUAUCAGAAGUUUUAAAGAGAAGGGUGGGGUACGGAGAUAGGGUGAUUAGGUUUGGGUGGGAAGGUCAAUUUUGUGGUGAGGUGGUUAGACUUGGCUUGGGAGAGGGAAAAAUGGCAAGAACUUUCUUUAGAAAAAAAAGGUGAGUACUUUCUUUACGAAACAAAAACGGCAGGAACUUUCUUUACAAAACAAAAAUGUUAUUAUAUAACACUUUAUCAAAACUCAAAUCACAGCACGGCUUAUUAUUUUAUUAUCCAAAUUUGAUUCCAACGCCAAGAACGCGUAUUUUACAUUGAAAUUAUGGCUGUUUUGAUUUCUUUAAUUAAAGUUUUGAUUUUUAAUAAAUUUUUAGACAUUAUUAAUUCAUACACAUUUAAAUCACCUCAAUUUACAUUCAUUUACAUUCCUUUCCCUAUCAAGGAUCAAAAAAAGCCGCCUCCAAAAGAAUAGAGAGAAAACGAAGAACCUUCGCGAGUGUGCAGGGAUGGCCGAGUGGUCUAAGGCGCUAGACUCAAGCGAAACGCUUCGUCGUGAGAAUCGACGGUUCGGAGCCUUCUAGUAUCGUUAUCGAUGCGUGGGUUCGAAUCCCACUUCCUGCAGAAGUUUUUGCACUUUUUUGAAUUUAUAGGGUUGUAAGGAGGUAUAGGCUUGGGUUAGGCUUAAUUUUUAUUUGUUUUUAGGGGUGGUUUUGUGAUUUUUUGGGAGUUUAGCUCGAUUUUUGAGUGUUUUUAUCUACUCUUUGUUGCUUUUCUACGUUUAUAUAAGUGGCUAUUGCACGUUUUUGAAUCUAUAAAGUUGCGAAAAGGUAUAGGCUUGCGUUAGGCUUUAUUUCUAUUGGUUUUUAGGGGUAUUUUUAAUAAUUAUUUGAGGUUUUAGGCUUACUUUUACCGUUUUUUCGAGAAAAAUGAUGAUUUUGGGCCAUUUUGGGUUAUUUUUUGCUAUUUUUAAUUAAAAAUACGCCAUUCUAGAUUCAAAUCUUUCCCCGCUCAUGUCUACCACAACAUAAACAUCAGGAAGGUCAAGAAGAUCUGUCUCAAAACAGUUCACAGUCCGGACUGUUCAAGGUUUUCGAUGACGAACCUCAAUCGUCGAUGGGAUCGGACUGGUUCGACGCGGAACGUGACCAACAUGAACCUUAA